CUCCUUGUCCCGGAAGAAGGAAGAUAUUUCGCAGAGGGAUGAAAGUCUCUUGAAUGCAGAAAUCCCACCCAGGCCACUGACAAUUUUGAACUAAUUUGCUGUCUUAUUAAAUCUGUCCAGCAUCGCAUUCUGCUAUUUGGACUUCGCAGGAGCUCUCAGGGUAUGGAAUAUGGCAACAACUGAAACGCAGCUUAUGUUAAGCGUCGGAUUAAUCGAGAAAGAUGUGAACGGAGACACGCUGUGGGUGUGGUGCUAUCCCUCUGUGGGCUCAGACCUCAGACAAGUCCUGCUCAGCAAGUGCUGUCUGACACAGGACGGCCGGGAUUUUCACACCUUUGUGUUUGGUCAGUUCUGUCGUACGUGGUACUACAUCACCACAGCGGAGGUGCAGGAAUCCACACCACUUAACAAGGUCACUCAUUUUUCAAUAGUUGUUACAGCAAAAGACUUCAACCCUGAGAAGUAUGCCGCACUUAGCAGAAUACUCUGCAGGAUGUACAUCAAACAUGGGAGUCCAGUGAAAAUGAUGGAGGCUUACGUCAACGUCCUCACCAAAGGAAUUUGCCAGAGCGAUGAAAACGGCUCAUUUCUAAUCAAGGACUAUGACGCCCGGAAAGCGUACUUGGCCAGUUCAGUCAAAGAUGUGGUGUCUCAGUUUGGUAUGGAGACCAUCAUCCUAUAUACUGCUCUCAUGCUGAAGAAGAGGAUCAUUGUCCAUCACCCUCGGAUUGAAGCGUUGUUGGAGUUUACAAGAGUUCUGCCCACUCUGACAUGGCACAGGAAAGACUGGUCCAUCGUGCACCCAUAUGUGCACCUGACUGAUAUUGAACUAGAGGAUCUCAAGAAAUGUCCUGGAUAUGUAGCAGGGUUUGUAGAUCCAGAAGUGAGCAACAGAUCAGACUUGUUUGAUGUAUAUGUGAACCUCCCAGACAGUGUCAUCACAGUAUCCCAGAGUGCCAAAGAGGCCAUGGCUAUGGGCAAGUUACACAAGGAGAUUGGCCACCUUAUUGUCCAGUCUGCAGAGGAUGCUGAGAGGUCAGACAGUCAGGUCAUUAAGGAUAUUUCCGUCAAGACAAAAGAGGUCCUUGCUAACUUGGUGGCCCUGGCUAACGAAUGUGAAGACUCUAAAAUCACAUUGGAAGCCUUAAAGCGGCAUAAUUUCCCUACUGCGACAGAGAACUUCCUCUUUCACUUGGCAGCUGCCGAGCAGCUGUUGCGGAUAUGAGCCUGCUUUCAGUCGCUCCGCUGCAGGACUCUGGCUGUGCUGUUGUGUGAAUUUUGGGAUAAUAGCUGUUUUCUGAAAGGCUCAUGCAGACUCUCACUUAUCACAAGAGUGUGCACUUUCCACAGUAAUCUUCAUGUGAAAGUGUUAGAGUUUGUUAAAAAUGACAGCGCACAGGUAUUUCAAGUUAGUUUACCUUUUUAGUAAGUGAAACUAUGUAUCUGUGAUUCCCUUAAAGGAAACUAUGGGCCUGGAGCUAAGUGCUACACACAGUAGUUGAAAACAGACAAACGUGCUAUCCAUUUUGAUCUUUCCAUGGCAUUUGGCAACAAAAAAUAAAAUAAAUGAAAUGAGUACUAGCUUUAUCUUUUCAGCAUUACUAGUUAUGGAUAAAAGGCACUACAGUUAGUGUCCAUGAGAGGAUGAGAUGGAUACAGAUAAGCUGGUAUGUCUGAUGGUGUACUUCACAUCUGACUUUCCGCUCCGCAGUGCGAAGCUGUACUCAGAAACGUCCGAAAUCUCGUCCCUGGUCUGAAAUGUCGGGUGGUCACUGUGAAGACACUGUGAAGUUUGACCCACAUCAUUAUAUAAAUUCAGCAUCAGCAGCUGAAGUGGCUCAGAUGUUAACAAGCUCAUAUCAUUAUUGUUAUUAAGUUAGUUGAUGAAAAGCAUUGCCCGAGUCUGCCUGGGUUUGUUUGCUUUUUUUUUUUUUUUUUUUUUUUUUUUUUUAAACAAUGUCACAUUUUGUAUUUUACUUAUCACUUUAGUGCUGAAAUACACAAGCAAACUGUGUUGUGUUAUGAGGCUUUUUCUCAAAGUGUUUUCUAAAAAAGCAGAAAAAGAGCUGUUCCUCAGCCGGUGGAAUAACGAUUGGUGCUUCCAUGUCCACAUUGAUUAAUACUGCAUUGUGUGUCUUGCUGUUCAGGUUCUGUUUUUUAUUGGUAGUUAGUGCUGUUGUUUUAUAGCUGAGUACAUUGUUAACCACAUUGCCAAAAGCAUUUUUUCAGAUAAGACACACAGUGGAUUACAUAGCAAUGCUGAUGUAACUUUAAAAACUAAAUGUAUUUUCAUGAUGUAAUAUUUCCUAUCGAUAAAUACAUGCAGUAAUCCAACUGAAUAAAUUUACUACCAGAAAGUG
This is a messenger RNA of Scatophagus argus, 2360 nucleotides long. It is a transcript of the gene dennd10, whose product is annotated as DENN domain containing 10. Gene Ontology annotation, molecular function: small GTPase binding; guanyl-nucleotide exchange factor activity. Gene Ontology annotation, cellular component: late endosome. Bases 170 to 1225 code for a protein of 351 amino acids. Lineage: Eukaryota; Metazoa; Chordata; Actinopteri; Scatophagidae. The record is from RefSeq and is a predicted model, not a curated record. Gene Ontology annotation, biological process: protein transport; regulation of early endosome to late endosome transport. The transcript has 10 exons.